This is a messenger RNA of Penicillium maclennaniae, 1038 nucleotides long. RefSeq lists its product as uncharacterized. Bases 1 to 1038 code for a protein of 345 amino acids. The record is from RefSeq and is a predicted model, not a curated record. Lineage: Eukaryota; Fungi; Ascomycota; Eurotiomycetes; Eurotiales; Aspergillaceae. The transcript has 3 exons.
AUGAGUUUCUCAUUCUUCCUGCCCGAUACUUCCUUUGCCCCAACAUUCCCUGAAGCACGAUUUGCCCUCAGCUUCAUCUCCUCCCUCCUCUUCUGCCCCCCUGACUUGAGGUUCCUUCAAGUUAUGUCCAAGCGUCAUGGUGGACCCAACAAAUCCUGGGCUACAAUUACCCCUGAGCGCUUUGCGGAAUUGCUCGAGGCACAACGGGCCACUUACGCCGUCAUCGCUGACUAUCUGGCCCAGAGAGGACGGCCUCUCGAAGAUAGUAUCCAUGCUCCUCCUGGUAUCGCGCCUUUCCGUCGUGCUCCCUGUCCUACUAAACAGCGCAUUGUGGCCGACUGCCUGGACAUCUCUCGUCUCGUCCUCGGCCAGCCCUGGUACAGGUAUCAAUCCAACUGCGCCUGUCUUUACCCCUUCUCCCCCGCCGAGACCUUUCCCGAGGCCGAUAAUGCUGAAGCCAAAAUUCGCCGAGGCGUUCGUUCCCCUGAUGAGUUUAUGAUGCUCGUUAAGUCGCUCAAGAAGGUCAACAUCACUGUGCCUCCACGCCGAAUUGUCUUUGGAAAUCUGCCCAAGGGAACCAGCAUCUCGGAUGUUAUCUGUCUGGUCUUUGGUGGCGCCAUAAUGCGCGCUUGGAGUGUCGUCGAUGAUCAAGUGACUGUUGAGUUCUGUGAUGAUCUUGCUUGCCGCCGCUACUACGAUGCACACUUUCCUGGCAUCAAGGUCUGCGGCGACCACAUCAUUUCCAUUGAGAAGCCUGACAACACCGAGGUUCUCACGGAAGUGCAGCGCCGUCACAUCAAGAAUGGAGUCUCUCGCCUGGUUGGCAUCACUGGCAUCACCAACCACUUGUUCGCUCCUCUUUGUGAAAUCCUUCAGGGUUACGAAAUAGAUCACAUCAAUCUGAUUGAAUGCGAAAAACCUGGUAAAAUCUACGUCUAUUUCCGCAAUCUCGCUCACGCCUCGGAUUUCCGUGCCAACCUGGAAGAGAACUCGUCCCGCUGGGGUGACUGUGUCAUCGAGUAUCUUCCCGACCCGUAA